GUGCGAGCAGCAGGGCUGAGCUAAGCCGAGCCCACGUGUGACGGCUCUCGCCGCUGCCCCGGCUCCGCCGCUCGCAGAGAGAUUCGGAGGAGCCCGGGCGGGGGGGAGGAGGAGGGGGAGGAGGGAGCGGGAGAUCUCGGGGCUCGGAGCCGGCCGCCGCUCCGCUCCGAUCGCUGUGGGGCUCGGUUUUUUGGGGGUGGGGGGGCGGGGGGGCUCAGAUAUGGAGGCAAAUGGGAGCCAAGGCACCUCGGGCAGCGCCAACGACUCCCAGCACGACCCCGGUAAAAUGUUUAUCGGUGGACUGAGCUGGCAGACCUCACCAGAUAGCCUUAGAGACUAUUUUAGCAAAUUUGGAGAAAUUAGAGAAUGUAUGGUCAUGAGAGAUCCCACUACGAAACGCUCCAGAGGCUUCGGUUUCGUCACGUUCGCAGACCCAGCAAGUGUAGAUAAAGUAUUAGGUCAGCCCCACCAUGAGUUAGAUUCGAAGACGAUUGACCCCAAAGUUGCAUUUCCUCGUCGAGCGCAACCCAAGAUGGUCACAAGAACAAAGAAAAUAUUUGUAGGUGGAUUGUCUGCGAACACGGUGGGUGGAAGAUGUAAAGCAAUAUUUGAGCAGUUUGGCAAGGUGGAGGAUGCAAUGCUGAUGUUUGAUAAGACCACCAACAGGCACAGAGGGUUUGGUUUUGUCACUUUUGAGAAUGAAGACGUUGUGGAGAAAGUCUGUGAGAUUCAUUUCCAUGAAAUCAAUAAUAAAAUGGUAGAAUGUAAGAAGGCUCAGCCGAAAGAAGUCAUGUUCCCACCUGGGACAAGAGGCCGGGCCCGGGGACUGCCUUACACCAUGGACGCAUUCAUGCUUGGCAUGGGGAUGCUGGGCUACCCCAACUUUGUGGCAACCUACGGCCGCGGCUACCCCGGAUUUGCUCCUAGCUAUGGCUAUCAGUUCCCAGCCCUAUUACCAUAUUUAAAUGCAAGCUUCCCGGCAGCAGCUUACGGACCAGUGGCGGCAGCAGCAGUGGCAGCAGCCAGAGGAUCAGUCCUGAAUAGCUACAGUGCUCAACCGAAUUUUGGCGCGCCCGCUUCCCCGGCAGGCUCCAACCCGGCGCGGCCCGGAGGCUUCCCGGGGGCCAACAGCCCAGGACCUGUCGCCGAUCUCUACGGCCCUGCCAGCCAGGACUCCGGAGUGGGGAAUUACAUAAGUGCGGCCAGCCCACAGCCGGGCUCCGGCUUUGGCCACGGCAUAGCUGGACCUUUGAUUGCAACGGCCUUUACAAAUGGAUACCAUUGAGCAGGUGCUUUCGUUGCCAUCUCACUCUGAGAGCAUACCUGGAUGUCCAGGCAAGACUGGGCGAAGUUUCUGAGUGGCCCUUUGUUUAGGUGAUGUCAUCAGACCUGGACCCCCACCAGCCUCACUCCCCAUCCCAACCAGAGAUGGCUCACUUCGGAUCGAGGGUUGACUACAUCUCAUCAUCUCACAAAUCUGCUGUAAUAUAAGACAACAGCUUUUAAAUGUGUAUAUAACCCAUGAUUUUGGUUUUGUUUUGUUUUUGUUUUUCUUGAUGGUUUCCCUUCCCCGUCUCUCUUGCCCCUUCUCCUUUUAAAUCUCUUUGAAUCACAUUCAGUAGUGAUUUUGACGUAGUCCAGUAGUCAUAUAGCUUUAAUAUCUAGUUAAAAGCUAACCAUAGUAUAAUUGUUAUAUUAAGGUAUUAUUUUUUUCUUUAAAAAAUUUUUUUUGCUUGUUUUGAUUCUGUUCUCACUUUUAAAGGAUGCUGAGAUGGUAAUAUUACUCUCAAUAUUUUGGUACCAAUUCUGAGAUUGUAUGAAUUUUCAGGUGGAACUUGAGCACACAUGGAAGUGAAGUUGUGAAGUGUGGAGCGGGAGGUGGGCAUCAACUUUCUCUUUUGCAUUGUGUACGAAGGGAGAUGUGGUAGACUAAUUAACAGACUCUGGCAGUUCUUUUUGUGAUGUCUCUUUGUUAACCUAAGUAUAUCUAUUUUCGGCAAUAAGGUAAGGACGACCAUGUUUCAAGUGUCCUCCUUUUCUAUAAGUGCUUUUUUUCUGUUGAAAGAGGUGAUAUUAUAAGGUUUUUUGAAAUUGUGAAUUCUAAAAAAGAAAUGUUGUAAAUACAAUUCCAUUAACUACAUAGAAACUAUUAAGAAAGAGAGAAUCAAAAAUAUUUUUGUGAGGGAGUCAGUCCCAAGCAGUUCGAUGCUGUGUGGAAGGGGAGGGAAAGGAACAUGAAGCAAGUGAGUUCCGGAGACGGAAGAACACCCAGCUGCCAGGACGACCCCGGGAAAAGUUAGAACACUGUUUAGCUCCUUUUGUCUGUGUGAUAGACCUAAGAACUCUAUUAGUGUCAUACCAGCAUAUUAACCUCUCGUCUGUGCACAGCUUCAAAUGUUACCGUCUAGUUAGAUUUUUAUUUAAAAUAAUGAAAAACCGCUUUUCCCAAGACGUUUUUUAAAAACAAAGCUACAAUUUUAAUAUUUAACGUAUUUAAAGUUUCAAAGCACACCUGUCUGGCUUGGGUAGGGAAGGGUGGGGAGACAUCCUUUUUCAGUCUUAAUUUUUAAAUAUUUGAUCAUUUUCUAUUGUCCAAUCAUUUCAGCACCUCCAAAGGUCCCUAGGACACUUUGCCUCUCUUCUCCCCCUGCCCCCCCCACCCACCCCGGCUCUGGGGCCCUUGGGCCAGGAGUAGAUAAGCCUGCAUUAAUGAAACCUUUUCUCCAUUCACUUUCUAUUUACAAAUUAGGAAAGCAACCUUUUGGUUUAUAUAUUUUUUUUAAUACCUCAGUGCUGCAAGUAUCACCAGAGAGGCUAUGGAAGAAUUUUUUUUUAAUUUAUUGUAGAUGUAAACAGAAUUUUAAAAAUAAAAAGUAUAAACAUCGCUGCACUGUGACUGGUGGGAAAAACUGACAGUUUCCUGUUUGCACAUGUUAACAUUUGGCUGUUAUAAUAUAUGGUCCUCGGUUGGGGAAAGAUACUUAUGAUGAAGGAUAUUUUUUAAUUUAACUUUUUUUUAAUAUUGGUAAUAGGUCGGCAACAGCAACUAUAGAAGUACAACUCAAUAGAUGGCAUUAAAACAUAUUGUAGUGUGGAUAUAUAUUUUUUCCUUUUUUAAAAUGUGAUAUUGCCGUUUUAUUAAUAUUUUUUAAAUUGUUACGUUUAUAAAUUUGGUACUUAAGGCACAGCCAGUAUGAGACACUGAAUGCGACAUUUAUUAUAAAGAGCUGCUGCACUCCUAUUUUUAUAAAUUUUACUAACAAAGUAGACUAAUGUAGACAUUCACAGACAUGGUAGGGCAAAUACAUCUUCAAACAAAAGGCUCCAAAAUGCUAACUCAGAAAGAAAGAAAAAAGCCUUUUUCAAUUCUAAUUAAACAACACUUUUAAAAAGUCAUGUUCUUUGUUUUUCCAAUAAAAUGUUAGGUUGUUUGGUGAUAUGUUUUUGUUUUUCUUUCUUUCUUUUAUUUCCAAACAACCAGGUUAAGGAAAAUGCUGGGCGCUUUUAAAAUAUCCAAACUUGUUCAAGUAAUAAAAUAACAAAAUAGAAGUUUUAUUUAAAAAAAAAAAA
Messenger RNA from Rhinolophus ferrumequinum (greater horseshoe bat), 3570 nucleotides. RefSeq names its product musashi RNA binding protein 2 (gene MSI2). The transcript is spliced from 15 exons. The record is from RefSeq and is a predicted model, not a curated record. Bases 221 to 1285 code for a protein of 354 amino acids. Gene Ontology annotation, cellular component: cytoplasm. Lineage: Eukaryota; Metazoa; Chordata; Mammalia; Chiroptera; Rhinolophidae. Gene Ontology annotation, molecular function: RNA binding.